AUGGAGGAUGCGCCGAAGUCGCUGACUCUGUUCCAACCACCUAGUCCUGCGGAGGCCAAACGAAUAGCGAAGCAGCACGCAGCAUUCGGUCCCUUGGGCUCAAAACAGCACCUUUACUCGUCACGCUUCGAAGGCACCGACUUCCCAGAGCCGGUAGAAGACGAGCCACCCUACUACUAUCUUAUCACCACCUACAUUUCCUACCUUAUCCUCAUCAUUUUCGGGCACGUGCGAGAUUUCUUCGGCAAGCGGUUUCGGCAGGAUCAUUACAGGCAUCUGCAGGAGCAAGAUGGGUACGCACCAUUGAACAACGAUUUCGACAAUUUCUACAUUAGACGAUUACAGCUACGGAUCAAUGACUGCUUCAGACGACCCGUGACAGGUGUGCCAGGUCGUUUCAUCACCUUGCUGGACCGGACGAGCGAUGACUUCAACUUGUCGUUCAAGAUGACGGGCACGACCACGGAGACGCUGAACAUGUCUUCAUACAAUUACCUCGGCUUUGCGCAAGCGGAUGGCGAGUGCGCGGACGCUGCUGAGCAGAGCAUCAAGAAGUAUGGCAUCUCCUUCUGCUCGCCUCGCGCAGAUGCAGGGAACAGCGAGCUGCAUGUGGAGGUGGAACGCUUGGUCGCGGAGUUCGUGGGCAAGGAAGCAGCGACCAUCCACAGCAUGGGUUUCGUUACCAACGCUGCUGUCUUUCCGGCAUUGGUCGGUAAGGGUUGCCUCCUCAUCAGUGACCAGCUGAAUCACUCGUCCAUCCGCUUCGGCGCAAGGUUGUCCGGCGCGGUCAUUGACAUGUUCAAGCACAACGACAUGGUCGAUCUAGAGCGCCUGCUGCGCGAGCGCAUCAGCCAAGGUCAACCACGCACGCACAGGCCGUGGAGGAAAAUCUUGGUCGCUGUGGAAGGCUUGUACAGUAUGGAAGGCACCAUGUGCAAUCUGCCGGGUCUAGUGGCGUUGAAAAAGAGGUACAAGUUCGCUCUUUACGUCGACGAGGCGCACAGCAUUGGCGCAUGCGGGCCUAGGGGACGCGGCGUGUGCGACUACUUUGGCAUCGAUCCGAACGAAAUCGACAUUCUGAUGGGUACCUUCACAAAGUCCUUUGGCGCGAAUGGUGGUUACAUCUGUGGCAGUAAAGCCAUGGUCGACAAGAUUCGCGUCACGAAUGCCGGCACCAUCUUCGGCGAGUCGCCUACUCCUGCGGUGCUCACGCAGAUCGCGACUUCACUCCGCAUUAUCGCUGGCGAGAUAGCACCUGGACAGGGCGAAGAGCGAUUACAGCGUCUGGCGUUCAAUUCGCGCUACCUGCGCCUUGGCUUGAAGCGGUUGGGCUUCAUCGUCUACGGCCAUGAUGAUUCCCCGAUCAUCCCGCUUCUGCUCUACCACCCAGCGAAGAUCCCAGCCUUCUCGCAUGAAAUGCUCAAGCGUAAGAUCGCCGUGGUCGUGGUUGGAUACCCAGCUACGCCGCUCAUUUCAUCAAGAGCACGUCUAUGCGUGUCUGCGGCGCACACGAAGGACGACCUAGACCGAUUACUAGCCGCCUGCGACCAAGCGGGCGAUGUGCUUCAACUCAAAUUCAGCUCCGGCAUCGCAGGCGGACAGGAGCCUAUGCAUGACGGCCUCGUGAACGAAGACCAGGAGGAAAUCCGGUCGUGUCUAGAGAUGGGCGGCAAACCAGCAGUCAAGGCGCCGCGAUGGAGAUUGCACGAGAUCCUGAAGCGUGGCGUUCAGGAUGUCAAGAAGCCGCUCUAUUAG
Molecule: messenger RNA, 1755 nt
Organism: Baudoinia panamericana UAMH 10762
Lineage: Eukaryota; Fungi; Ascomycota; Dothideomycetes; Mycosphaerellales; Teratosphaeriaceae
Exons: 1
Coding region: 1-1755 (584 amino acids)
Biological process (GO): ceramide biosynthetic process; sphingosine biosynthetic process
Cellular component (GO): serine palmitoyltransferase complex
Molecular function (GO): serine C-palmitoyltransferase activity; pyridoxal phosphate binding
Source: RefSeq, a predicted model, not a curated record